Molecule: messenger RNA, 2446 nt
Organism: Limanda limanda (common dab)
Lineage: Eukaryota; Metazoa; Chordata; Actinopteri; Pleuronectiformes; Pleuronectidae
Gene: lmnl3
Product: lamin L3
Exons: 12
Coding region: 107-1885 (592 amino acids)
Source: RefSeq, a predicted model, not a curated record
CCCCGGGAGCAGAAGCAGUUUGUCGUCACGGUCACUGUUGAUCGGCAGCAGUUCACUGUGACUUGAUCAGAUCGGUCCUGUGGAUUACCUGCUAAGCAGCGUCAUCAUGGCCUCUGCCACCUCCACCCCCUUCCCCACCAGCGGCCGCUCCAGCCGCAACGCAUCCCGCCGCAGCGCAGCCGCCGGCCUGUCCGCUUCCAGCACCAGCCCGUCCCGCCUGUCCCGCAUCCAUGAGAAAGAUGAGCUUCGACAACUCAACGACCGCCUCGCCAACUACAUCCAGCGGGUCCAGGAGCUGGAAAGCGAGCGCUCCUCCAUGCUGGGUCAGCUGGAGGAGAAGGACGAGUCGACUAGACGGGAGAUGGGCAACGUGCGGCGGCUUUACGAGCAGGAGUUGGCUGAUGUCAGAAGCUCGCUGGACGGCCUGGCCGGGGAGAGGGCCCGUCUGCAGAUCGACUACGGGAACCUGCGCGAGGACAACAGGAAACUUCAGGCCAGGAACCAGAAGAAGGAGGGGGAUCUGGCGAAUGCUUUGGCCCAGUGGAGGAGACUUGAGGCCACGCUGAGCUCCAAGGAUGCUGAAUGCACAAAGCUGCUCUCUGAGCACAAGAGACUCCAGGACGACUUUACUGACCUGCAGGGCCAGCUGGAAAAUGUAGAGGGUGACAUGUCGGAGACCAAGAACCAGCUGAACUCACAGAUCCUGAGAAGGGUGGAGCUGGAGAACCAGGUGCAGACACUCAAAGAGCAGCUAGAACUCCAGGGGAAUGUCAGUGAGCAGGAGGUCUUGGAGAUCCGAAGCCGGUACGAGAGCCGCUUGGUGGAGAUGGACACGGGAAGACAGAAAGACUUUGAGAGUAAACUGUCUGAAACAAUGCAGCAUCUUCGCCAGGACUAUAACGUUCAGCUUCAGCAGUAUAAAGCAGACCUCGACAAGACCUUCAGUUCAAAGUUAGAGAAUGCCCAGCAGGCUGCACUGGAGAAAAACGAUGUUAUGUCAACCACCAAAGACGAACUAGUCAGCACAAGGCUCAGAAUAGAGAGCCUCAGCCUCCAACUCCAGCAGUACCAGAAAGAUAAAAUGGAGCUGGAGAUCCACUCUCAGGGGCUGGAGAGGACUUUGGACAGGGAGAGGGAGGUCUGGCAGCAGAAACUGUGUGAGAAGGAGCAGGAGCUGCUGGACAUGAGGAGUCAGAUGAACAGCAAGCUGGAAGACUACGAGAACCUGCUUGACAUCAAGCUCGCUCUAGACAUGGAGAUCAAUGCUUACAGGAAGAUGCUUGAAGUGGAGGAGCAGAGAUUGCAGCUGUCACCUAGCCCCUCCCAGCACUCGGCCAUUCCUCGAACCCAUGAACACAGCAGCCGCAAACUCAGAGGGAAAAAACGAAAACACGAGGGAGCCUCUGGCAACUCGCCUGCCUACAAAAUGUCCGGUCGAUCAACAAACCAUGGUCCUGUGAGCGUGGUAGAAGUUGACAUGGAUGGAAAAUAUGUCAGAUUGAAGAACAACAGUGACACAGGGCAGCCACUGGGGGGUUGGGUCGUUCGGAGGAUUUAUCCACUCUCUGAAGACAUUUCCUUCCACAUCCCCUCCUCCUGUGUCCUGGCUGGCUGGCAGAUACUCACAAUCUGGGCAGCAGGAGCCGAAACGGAGGCUGACUCUGGGGACCUGGUUCUGCAGGGCCACAGGAGCUGGGGCCCCAUUUCUGAUGUAAGGGUGGUCCUCCUGAACCCAAACCAUGAGGAGAUGUCUGAGCGCAGGGUGUGGAUGACGAGCAGAGGGGACGAGGAAAAGGAGCUGGAGUUUGAAGAAUUUGUCGCAGGCAGUGACAUCCAGCAUUUUCAGAGAAAGCCAAAGAAAAAGAAGUGUUGUUCUGUGUCUUGAAUGCAGAGAAGACAGUAGGAUCUAUCUAAUGAGACAAACUGCGCUGUCAUGUGAUUGUAUCCACUUCCUGCUCUCCUUCACAUCUGCCUGGAAAACUCUGGAUCGGCUCAGGCCUCUACACUCCAGAACGCAUGUCUGAGUGGUGUUACUGUUGUUCAAUGCAGAGCGUCACUUUGACAAAGUACAGUAUGAUGUUUUAGUUUGACUGUGAAGAGGCCUUACAGUAACCGUAUCAACCUCAAUAAUCCUUACUUGUUCCCUCUUUUAACCUCUCUAGCUGCACAAGGUAUGAGUUUUGCCUUGAUUUGAUUUUAAAUGAACGUGUGUAUUUGAAAUAAUAAAUAUUGUGUUUAUAAUAAGGGUUAGGAUCAUAAAUGCAGAGAAAGCUCAUGACAACGCACAGGAAGAAACGUUUGUGUGUGUGUAUUGAGCUGAGGAGCUAUGAUUAAUAUAUUGUUAAGACACAUGGAGCAAGAUGGAAUCAUGUAGUGUGUAACAAGACAACUUAAAAGCUGUACGGUUCAGAUAUCAUGCACCCAAUAAAAGCAUUGAACAAAAAGG